AUGAAAGAAUUGACAGUUGAUGAAGAUAUUGAAAACCCACAACUUAGUAAUUAUGACGAAGAUAUUUAUAAAUAUCUGAGACAAUUGGAGAUUCAAUAUACUAUCAGAGUAAAUUAUUUGAAUAAACAAACGGAAAUUACAGGAGAAGAGAGAGAUGCUUUGAUUGAAUGGUUGGUUGAAGUCUAUCUAGAACUUCAUCUUGAAGAAACUUUAUAUCGUACCGUAGUAAUUAUUGACAGAUUUCUUCAGGAAUUUAAAGAAUUGACAGUUGAUGAAGAUAUUGAAAACCCACAACUUAGUAAUUAUGACGAAGAUAUUUAUAAAUAUCUGAGACAAUUGGAGAUUCAAUAUACUAUCAGAGUAAAUUAUUUGAAUAAACAAACGGAAAUUACAGGAGAAGAGAGAGAUGCUUUGAUUGAAUGGUUGGUUGAAGUCUAUCUAGAACUUCAUCUUGAAGAAACUUUAUAUCGUACCGUAGUAAUUAUUGACAGAUUUCUUCAGGAAUUUAAAGGUUGA
Centruroides sculpturatus (bark scorpion) is the source of this 516-nucleotide messenger RNA. Its product is annotated as G2/mitotic-specific cyclin-B-like. The record is from RefSeq and is a predicted model, not a curated record. The transcript is spliced from 2 exons. Gene Ontology annotation, cellular component: nucleus; cytoplasm; cyclin-dependent protein kinase holoenzyme complex. The coding region runs from base 1 to 516 and encodes 171 amino acids. Lineage: Eukaryota; Metazoa; Arthropoda; Arachnida; Scorpiones; Buthidae. Gene Ontology annotation, molecular function: cyclin-dependent protein serine/threonine kinase regulator activity. Gene Ontology annotation, biological process: mitotic cell cycle phase transition; regulation of cyclin-dependent protein serine/threonine kinase activity.